Ctenocephalides felis (cat flea) is the source of this 2155-nucleotide messenger RNA. RefSeq names its product cysteine-rich protein 2-binding protein-like. The coding region runs from base 200 to 2155 and encodes 651 amino acids. NCBI's taxonomy places the organism in Eukaryota, Metazoa, Arthropoda, Insecta, Siphonaptera, Pulicidae. Gene Ontology annotation, molecular function: acyltransferase activity, transferring groups other than amino-acyl groups. The record is from RefSeq and is a predicted model, not a curated record. The transcript is spliced from 12 exons.
AUGACAUUUCGUUUACAUUUCUGUUUUACGUUGAACAUAUUACUGUAAAUAUUAUUUAUAAUUAUAUAUCAAUGGUGACUAACGACAGAAAACAAGAAAUAGAAAGCGAUCUCUCCAGGAAAAUUACAUAAAACUAAUUUUAUAAAAUAUAUAAAUUUAAUUCAACCAGCCUCUUAAGUUUACAACCUUAAAAUUCAGAAUGGCUUCUAAAUUUGCGCAGACUUGUAAAAAAUGUACAGCUAAGUUAAACGCUUUUAACGACACUUAUUUAAAAUGUAAGGUAUGCCAAGAUUUUGCUCAUGUUAAAUGCAUACCUAGUCGUUUGUUUGAAAGCGGGAUAGCAGGUGAUAUUUUCUUUGUCUAUACUUGUUCAGAAUGUUCUGCGGGAGAAGAUAUUAUAAUAAGAGAUAAAAUCUCCUGGUUUAUGGCAAUAGUCCUUGCUUUACAUGAUAUGUCUUGCAAAUCUUCCGGAAUCAGCAACCAAGGAUAUUUUCAUUGGAAAACACAUAUAAUAAGUUUCAUUGAUCGUAACUGGCAAAAUCUAUUUUCACAAAACUUGAAACGUCGUAAAAACUGGUUAGGUACUAUUGCUGGUAUAUUAUCACACAAUAGUCCAUCAUUUUUCCUAUCUGGAACUAGUGAUUUGAAUGAUAAUGGCUGGUGGAAAUUAUCUCAUGACCUUCUACCGGGCGUUUAUUCAAUGCUUUAUGCUGAUGUGAUAUCUGUUAGGAAUAACGUGAGGAAUAAAUUUAAGGACAAAGAUUCAUUAAUGGCAAAAGAUGAAUUUAUAGUGCUCCAAUUAUUAAAGGAUUAUGGACUCAUAGGUUUGAGAAGCCAGUUUUUUAAAGAUGUGGACAAGUACGAAAAUGAUACUUCAUCAGAUGAUGAACUUCAUCCGUAUAAAAUGAUGCAUUUGCAAAGUGAUGAUAGCAAUAACUUUAUGGAUGAUGUUUAUUCAGAGAAAUCUUAUCUUGAUCCAAGUGAACUUUUUGAUGUAAACAUUGAUGAUGGUCAUGUAAACUCAAUACUGGAAUCAGAUGACCAGUUCAAUUGGAAAUUAUUUUCAAGCAAUUUAUUGAAUAUUCAUAAGAGCGAUAAGUCUGUGAUACCUGUGUGUAAACAAGAGUUUAAUUCGGAUAAAGUAGAUGUUGCAGAACUUGCACCCAUCAAAAGUCUAUUUAAUGUUAACAUUAAGCCAAAAAUUAGACCUUGGAGCAAUUCGAGUCCGAACAUUUCAUACAAAAAUAUUCAAUCAUUAACUGAAUACCAGGAACAUGAGCUCUAUGCAAAAUUAAAGCAUUAUCUGAAAAUUUUAAAUGAUGACCCAAAUAUAUCAAAGCAUAUUGAUAAAGCAAAAUUAUGUGAAAUUAGAAGACUCCACUGUAAACUCAAGGUUCGAAAGGAGUUAAGAAAAUUAAAUAUUGAUUUCAAUUUGGAUAGGCUUGUAUCAGGGCAACAUAUAAACAAAAGUAAUGAUUCUGCUGGAAAAAUUAAUAUUCUGGAUAAGUUUCAGGUUGUAUCUACACCAGUUAUUGAUAAUAUUUCCUUUGCCACUCGUUUGACAGGAAUGAGUUUGUGGAGUUGUUUUGUAUCGCCUUAUACGAACAAGGAACUUAAACCAUUUGUUAGACGAGAUUAUGAAACUAUUUCACCAUGGAUAAAGCUAAUGAAUGAAAUUAAAAUGAAAGUGAACAAAGAGCAAGGGAAAAGAGCUCCGAUUGAUUAUUGUUAUGUUCGACCACAUCAUAUUGCAGUCAUAAAUAGCCUUUGUGAACAUUUCUAUUGGCCUGGAAUAGAUGUCAGUGAUGUACUUCAAUAUCCUGAUUAUACAGUUGUAGCCUUGUACAAGAAACUCGUUGUUGGAUUUGCACUUCUAGUACCAGAUGCUAAUCACAAUGAAGCUUAUAUAUCAUUUCUUUGGACGAGACCAAAUUGGCAAAAAUGUGGAAUAGGAUCGUUCAUGUUAUACCACUUGAUACAGACGUGUAUUGGCAAAGACAUAACAUUGCAUGUGUCUGCGACAAACCCUGCAUUAAUAUUAUAUCAGAAAUUUGGUUUUAAAGUUGAAGAAUUUAUACUGGAUUUUUAUGAUAAAUAUAUGCAUGCAACGUCCAAAGAAUGUAAGCAUGCAUUGUAUUUAAGAUUAUCUCGCUAG